Messenger RNA from Amoebophrya sp. A25, 883 nucleotides. The record is from the annotation of a GenBank genome assembly. Lineage: Eukaryota; Dinophyceae; Syndiniales; Amoebophryaceae.
AUGUCGUUCUCAUUGGAACCGCACUCGAUUGGCGUGAAAUACUGGACCAACAUCGGGAAGGAGUCGAAAGAUGUUCCUUUCGCAGAAGCCCAUGCAAAAUUCCAGAGCUGACACCAGAACACUAUGAAAGGGAAGGUAGUUGCAAGAUAUAGGCACUACUUACUGUUUAUCGCCUAGAUCUUCUACAUCUUUCUACUAAGUUUGGUAAUCAGCUCGAAUAUCAUCACCAGAACCCGUGGUCUGCUUCUUUGCUAGUCGUAUCCUAAUCCUUGUAGAAGUCCUCUCUCCUCGACGACCUCGUCGUUCACAUCGGAGUUCUACAAAUCGUUUGGUCGAUUUUACUACCGACACCGUGCCGGCAGCCUCGGAGCAUUAGCUCCCCUUGUAGUCGGGGGCUUGGCGUUCAAAUUCGUCUCGAGCUACUAUGGGAUCCUACGAGAUAAUGCGGCAGCGAUCGAAGCAGGUAAAGCGUACGGCCAGGGAGGCUACAAGAGCAAUCCAGUUCCGAAAUAGAUGAAGGUCUUUGUUCAGGUGUCGUGACGUGGACGUUCACGUGAAAGGGGGGGUUGGUUCAUUCUUACAACUAUAAUCAUCUUCUUGGGGCGGUGGUUUGUUGUCGCCAGGAGGAGGCCGAGGAGGUUGAAUGAUCCAACAAUUGUUGUUCGUUCUUCUCGGGAUGAUUGGUGGUAGUUGAGAAUGAAUAACCUUGUUGAAAACUGCUGACGGGGACUAGUCUUCAAGCGUGCUGGACGAAAACACUGUCUUCAAAAUGACUCUUUUUCCUAUCAUCAACAAGCUCAAGCUGCGUACCUUUUCUUGAAAGAAUGGCCGUCAACUUGAUGUAAGUGGAACAGACACAGACCGCAACUACAGGCACAAGAGG